AUGUCCACGUGUCCAGGCCUCCAUGUGCCCAGGCCUCCACGUGCUCAUGCCUCCACGUGCCCAGGCCUCCACGUGCCCAGGCCUCCACGUGCUCAUGCCUCCACGUGCCCAGGCCUCCACGUGCCCAGGCCUCCAUGUGCCCAGGCCUCCACGUGCUCAUGCCUCCACGUGCCCACGCCUCCAUGUGCCCAGGCCUCCACGUGCACACGCCUCCACGUGCCCACGCCUCCACGUGCUCAUGCCUCCAUGUGCUCAUGCCUCCACGUGCUCGUGCCUCCACGUGCUCAUGCCUCCACAUGCUCAUGCCUCCACGUACCCACGCCUCCAUGUGACCAGGCCUCCACGUGCUCAUGCCUCCACGUGCCCAUGCCUCCACGUGCCCACGCCUCCAUGUGCCCAGGCCUCCACGUGCUCAUGCCUCCACAUGCCCAGGCCUCCAAGUUCCCAGGCCUCCAAGUGCCCAUGCCUCCACGUGCCCACGCCUCCACGUGUCCAGGCCUCCACGUGCCCAGGCCUCCACGUGCUCAUGCCUCCACGUGCCCAGGCCUCCACGUGCCCAGGCCUCCACGUGCUCAUGCCUCCACGUGCCCAGGCCUCCACGUGCUCAUGCCUCCAAGUGCCCAUGCCUCCACGUGCCCACGGCUCCAUGUGCCCAGGCCUCCAAGUUCCCAGGCCUCCACGUGCCCAGGCCUCCACGUGCUCAGGCCUCCACGUGCUCAUACCUCCAUGUGCUCACGCCUCCACGUGCUCACGCCUCCACAUGCCCACGCCCCUUAG
Myotis daubentonii (Daubenton's bat) is the source of this 777-nucleotide messenger RNA. RefSeq lists its product as uncharacterized. Bases 1 to 777 code for a protein of 258 amino acids. NCBI's taxonomy places the organism in Eukaryota, Metazoa, Chordata, Mammalia, Chiroptera, Vespertilionidae. The transcript has a single exon. The record is from RefSeq and is a predicted model, not a curated record.